This is a messenger RNA of Histoplasma mississippiense, 984 nucleotides long. RefSeq names its product ATP synthase alpha chain liver isoform, mitochondrial precursor. Gene Ontology annotation, molecular function: ATP binding; proton-transporting ATP synthase activity, rotational mechanism; ADP binding. The coding region runs from base 1 to 984 and encodes 327 amino acids. The transcript has 3 exons. The record is from RefSeq and is a predicted model, not a curated record. Gene Ontology annotation, biological process: proton motive force-driven ATP synthesis. NCBI's taxonomy places the organism in Eukaryota, Fungi, Ascomycota, Eurotiomycetes, Onygenales, Ajellomycetaceae.
AUGUUGAACCAGAAGAGAUGGAAUGACACGAAUGAUGAGAGCAAGAAGCUGUACUGUGUUUACGUUGCUGUUGGACAGAAGCGUUCCACUGUCGCCCAGCUCGUCAAGACCCUUGAGGAGAACGAUGCCAUGAAAUACUCCAUCGUCGUUGCCGCCACUGCCUCUGAGGCCGCUCCUCUUCAAUAUAUCGCUCCAUUCACCGGCUGUGCUGUAGGAGAAUGGUUUCGUGAUAAUGGACGCCACGCUCUCAUCACUUAUGACGAUCUGUCUAAGCAGGCCGUUGCCUACCGUCAAAUGUCCCUUCUUCUCCGUCGUCCCCCAGGGCGUGAGGCUUACCCCGGAGAUGUCUUCUACCUCCACUCUCGACUUCUCGAGCGUGCUGCCAAGUUGAAUGACAACCACAAGGGUGGCUCCCUCACUGCCCUCCCCAUCAUUGAAACCCAGGGUGGUGAUGUUUCUGCCUACAUUCCCACUAACGUCAUUUCAAUUACCGACGGCCAGAUUUUCUUGGAGGCCGAAUUGUUCUACAAGGGUAUCCGACCAGCCAUUAACGUCGGUUUGUCUGUGUCUCGUGUCGGUUCUGCCGCCCAGCUCAAGGCCAUGAAACAAGUCGCCGGUUCGCUCAAACUGUUCUUGGCUCAGUAUCGUGAGGUUGCAGCCUUCGCCCAGUUCGGUUCCGACUUGGAUGCUUCCACCAAGCAGACUCUCAACCGUGGUGAGCGCCUGACCGAGCUGCUUAAACAGAAGCAAUACAGCCCCAUGGCUGUCAACGAAAUGGUUCCACUCAUUUUCGCUGGUGUCAACGGCCACCUCGACUCCAUCCCCGUCAGCAAGAUUCAGCAAUGGGAGACUGAUUUCCUUGCUCACCUCAAAACCAACGAGUCUGAGCUUCUUCAAUCGAUUGAGAAGGAGGGUCAAUUGAGCAAGGAGCUAGAGGCUCAGUUGAAGGAAGUCACAGUUGCCUUCAACAAGUCUUUCUCAUAA